Messenger RNA from Salvia hispanica, 1005 nucleotides. RefSeq lists its product as uncharacterized. The record is from RefSeq and is a predicted model, not a curated record. NCBI's taxonomy places the organism in Eukaryota, Viridiplantae, Streptophyta, Magnoliopsida, Lamiales, Lamiaceae.
UUGUCUCCACCACCUUGGUUUCCGUCAACAGAGCUGCAGAGCUCCAACUCCUCUCUCUCUCUCUCGAUCAAUUUUCGAAGUCCGUGAAGAGUGAAGAAAAUGCCGAACCCCUUUGGAAUUUAGUGGAUUUUUCAAUUAGCAUCGAAAUUUGAAGCUCACCACCACCAUUUCCUCAUCGACUCCUCCAUUUUUCCCUCUCUGCUCCCUUUGAAUUCCAAAUGCAUUUAUGUGCUAAAUGCUAAUUCUUCUCCAUUAACCAACGCAUUAUUAAAACUGGGUCUUUUCUGUUUCUUGUCGCCUACCAUUCAAGAAACUCAAAUGCCCCAUUUCUCCAUCGUUGAAGCGAUACAAAAUGAAUAAAAAUCCAAUCUUGGCAAUGCGGGUUGUGUGCUUUCUUUCUUAAUUUUUCUGGGUUUUGAGGGAUAGUAUUUCUGCAAUGGGGAGGCCGACCUUCGGUGAAGUGGCGGCGCCGGCGCCGACGGCGGCGGUGAGCGGCGGAGUGGAGAGGGAGGAUCAGUGGAGGAGCUUUGACAACUCUGUGAAUGCGGUGUCGUUUGGGUUCGUUGCCACUGCUAUUCUCAUUUCCAUGUUUCUUGUGAUGGCUAUUUUUGAGAGGUUUCUCCGCCCAAGAUCGUCGGAAGCCGCCGCGGGCGGCGGCAGAGACCUUGAUGGAGGUGUAAAUUUGAGAAAGAUGGACUAUCCUUCUCCAAAGAUGACUGUAUAUUUAAAGGGAGUGUCAGUGUUGAUGCCAGGUGAAAGGAUGCCUACUUUCAUCGCUCACCCGGCACCUGCCCCUGCACCAUGCCCUCCCGAACGCAUCUCCCGGCCUGCCUAUACGUCGUUGUAGAAUGUUCCCGAGGCCGGCCUUGAGAUUUGUGAUGAAUAAUUAAGUGAAAGAAGUGUUUUUUGAGGAUUUGAUAGCAUAGGUUAUGGAUGUUCUUGUUUAUUGUAUAGUUUGUAUCUCGAUUUGAAUCAUCCUUGAAAUGGUUUCUUGGUUUUUUACCA